This is a messenger RNA of Opisthorchis viverrini, 195 nucleotides long. RefSeq lists its product as hypothetical. The coding region runs from base 1 to 195 and encodes 64 amino acids. The record is from RefSeq and is a predicted model, not a curated record. The transcript is spliced from 2 exons. Lineage: Eukaryota; Metazoa; Platyhelminthes; Trematoda; Opisthorchiida; Opisthorchiidae.
AUGACAUCAAUUUAUACCGAUUGUCCUCUGCAGCCAUUGAUAGACCACAACAGAUGUGGGCAAAAUAGCUGCCCGUCAAACGUCAAACGCGGUAUGCAAUGCCACACCUGCAAGGCCUGGUGGCAUUUCAAAUGCACGGAUUGCACACGAAUAAUUGUUGAAUUUUAUUACUCCAACAAACAAUUUGGGAAAUAA